UACUUUGUUAUGGCUUCAAAAAAAAUUAAAGCUAACGAUCGUAAGUAUCUAAUUAAAGAAAAUGAUUUACAAUUAAUUACGCACCGGCAUAUCUUAUCAGUUGGCAAAAAAAUUGCAGACAAUCUCGACAAAACCACGGCUGAAAUUUUCAAAGAUAGUUUGUUGGAACGUGAAAAAGAAUUACUCAAAGAAACUACCAAGAACCACCAAAUACUCAUUGAUGAACAAAAAUGUAAAUACGAAAAAGAAAUAGAUCGUGUCAAAAAAGAAGGAAUUGAAACUCUUAGACAUGCACUAAAAAACGAAACCAUUCGCGUAGAAAAGCUUAAAAAAAAAGUAAUCACUGAGUUUUUUGAAAAAAAGCUCUUUGACCAAAAAAUGAAAUACGAAAAAACGCUUGCCGAAAUGGCCGAAAAAUUUGCUAUCGAAAAACAAGCAGCAAUCGAGAACUGCAUUAAAAUAAAGACGGAUGCAGCCAACGCGGAAACAAAACUUGCACAAGAAAAACACGAAAACUUACUAAACCAAGUAAACAAAAGCUGGAGUGAAAGACUCCAAAAUGAAAAAAUAAACACAGAUAAGCUGUUAUCAGAGCUCUUAAGUGUGCAAAAAAAUUUAGAAGCUUCUUUUGAAGAAUUAAUGAAAACCAAAAUAAACGAUUUAAAUACAUGUUGCGAAAAAAGAGUCUGCAAACUUAUUGAUAUGAACAAUGAUCUACAGAAAGAGAAUUCUUCGUUCAGAAGUAUAAUUAAAGAUCUUGAAAAAAAAUUGAGCGAUGCUAACUGUUACGUUGACAAAGUUCUAUUAGCGUUUCAGGAUUUUGUUGACAUGUGUCCUGGUUUUUGUAAAGGACAAGGAGAGUUUGUUCUACAAAAUCUUGCUCCAAACAACGCUAGAGAAAUCUCAACUUAAAUGAGCUUAACAAUUUUACUGUUUAUUUUUUUUGUUUGACUUU
Hydra vulgaris (swiftwater hydra) is the source of this 955-nucleotide messenger RNA. Its product is annotated as calponin homology domain-containing protein DDB_G0272472. Lineage: Eukaryota; Metazoa; Cnidaria; Hydrozoa; Anthoathecata; Hydridae. The record is from RefSeq and is a predicted model, not a curated record.